This is a messenger RNA of Peromyscus californicus insignis, 2771 nucleotides long. It is a transcript of the gene Ccdc60, whose product is annotated as coiled-coil domain containing 60. The transcript is spliced from 14 exons. Lineage: Eukaryota; Metazoa; Chordata; Mammalia; Rodentia; Cricetidae. The record is from RefSeq and is a predicted model, not a curated record. The coding region runs from base 1 to 1653 and encodes 550 amino acids.
AUGACCAAAGUGCCGGCCACCAAAAAGUUACAGAGCGUCCCCAGCAAGAAGGCCCUCUGGCCUUCUGACGUCUCGGAUCAAUCCCAGGUCGCAGACAAGACAGUGAAGAACAUUAGGUAUAUAGACAAGGAAAUAAUAAACCUCAAAAAGGAUCUUGUACGAAGCCGCUUCCUGAUCCAGUGUGUGAAGAUAGGCCGUGGAUAUUUUACCAUACUGCGAGAGGAAAAUGCCGUGAAAAAGCGAGAACAGCAGCUCCAGAAGCUGAAGGAGGAAGAAUUAAAUAAAUUCCAACCGGCCAAGAAGUACUCAGAUAUCCAGUGCAGGGGCACUCUGAUGACUACCUAUGAGGAUGAGAAGUUAAAGAAGAUGGAGGCCGGCAUCAUUAUGCGUCCGUUCACGCCGGUCCACAGCUGCCUCAUGGCUCCCUCCUUGCCCGACUCUCACGUGGAUGCCCUCUACCGACAGCUGUGUGCGCUCCACUGGCUCCUAGAGGCCCUGACUAUCGACUACACCCACCAUACCAUGCGGCCCUUGAUUGCCUGUUGGAACCCCAAGGACCCAGGAGGCAGCAAGAGCACCAUUAAGAAGGUUAACAAGGACAAGUCCAUGGGGCAGAGGUGGGAUCACUUCGUCACAGCGCCCAAGACCAAGAAAUUCAAAAUCCCUGCCAUUCGUGCCAGCCGCAAACCCAGCCGGCGGGGCUCCACCCUGAGUCUGACUCGGACCAGUGGGGGUUCUUCUCCCCAGAGCAGCAUGAUUUCUGUGAACCCCGGCUCUGAUGAGCCCCCAAGUGUAGCCACCGGCAGCAAAGACAUCGAAGAUACCGAGUCAUGGUCCACUAAGCAUGAUGAGGAGACCCUCCUUAACCUCCACACCAACCUGCAGAAGCUCCUGGAGAUGGUCCGGGAAGACGCCCGAAGAACAGUCAUGAGCAUGGUGGACAAUGUGCAGAAGACAGCUCCCAGCCUCAUGUCUAUAGUCAAGCAAGCCAAGAGCGAUUCUGCGAUUAAGGAGUGGCAGACCACCCACAAGUCCAGUGAGAGAUCCAGCACUACAAGCGGAGAAAGCCACACCGUGGUGACCCAGAAGAAGUCAAAAGGCCGUGCUAACCGUGACAUCGUCCAUUGCAAGAGUGGAGUGUGUAGCACUCUGCGGGCCAAGUUUUACAGCGUAGCCCAGGAGGCCGGCUUCUGCCUACAAGACAAGCUGGAGAUCCUCAUGAAGCGCCAAGAAGAACGGGGUAUCCAGAAGUUCCACUCUUUUAUUCUUACCUCAACUUUCCAAAAGGAUUUAUCAAAGAUGAGGCACCGGGUCUCAAUGGUGAAGGGGGAUGCAGAAGAGAUUGCGGACCACUGGUACUUUGAUCUGUUGUCCAAACUCCCUGAAGAUCUGAAGAACUUCCGGCCUGCAAAGAAGAUCCUGGCAAAACUGCAGAAGUUUGGAGAGAACCUAGACCUGAGGAUCCGGCCGCAUGUCCUCCUGAAGGUGCUCCAGGACCUGCGGAUCUGGGAGCUGUGCUCCCCAGACAUUGCGGUGGCCAUUGAGUUUGUGAGAGAACACAUCAUCCAUAUGCCACAAGAGGAUUACAUCAACUGGCUACAGACCCGGGUCAACAUGCCCAUCCGGCAGUACAUCACCCCGGCAUGUACCUGAGGCCAGCCUGUGCUAUCACAUGGACACACAUCAUGGAGCAGUGAGGUCACCUGAAGACACUUCUAAAAAUAUGUUAGUCUGAGAUGAUGGUUCCAUGUGUCUCUCCCCCUCUUCCCCCAUCAGGUUCCCUGUCUCCGCUCAAUGUUCAACCCUGACUCUGCCAACUCUUCCAGGCUCCCUUACCAUACCCCUUUCCUAAAAAUCCUAUAUAAUAAAAUUGAGUUGGAUGUUUAACAACUGCCCAAGGAAGAGUUCAAGCUAUGGCAUUUGGGGGUGGCAGUCAGAUCUUAGGAGAACCAGUUAUCACUUGCUGAGCUUUUGCAUCGACAGCCCAGGGCUAUAUCACAUAAUUAUUUAUAUUAGCAUAUCAUAUGAGUUUCUUGAGUAGAUACUAAUGGUGUACCUAUUCCAUACCAUUGGAGCUAGAAUGUUAUUUUCAAUAUACAUAUAUGGUUUUGGAUGGAUGGACAAAUUGAUGAAUAAAUGAAUGGGUAGAGAGCUGGAUGAAUAAAUGAAUGAAUGGCUGGAUGGAUAAAUGGAUGGGUAGAUUAUAGAUGAAUAGAGGGAGGGAGGGAGAGAGGGAUGGGUAGAUUAUGGAUGGAUGGAGGGAGGAAGGGAGGGAUGGGUAGAUUAUGGAUGGAUGGAUGGAUAGAUUGAUGGAUUACAGAUGGAUGGAUGGAUGGAUGGAUGGAUGGAUGGAUGGAUAACUGCAAUGUACAUAAAGUGGCAUGUAUGCCACACAUGUAUAUAUAACUGUGCACUGACACGUUUCAGAAUCACAAAAGCACAGAGCCACAGUGCAGCAUUUACCGAUGGACCACUUCCUUCUAUGCAGUGUGCAAAUACUUGACGUGGAUCAUCUGAUUCUGUCUCCACAGCCCCCACAGGCUGGCUCUUUGAUCCUUCAUGCUCUGCAGACAGGGAGAGCGAGGGUCGAAAGAAUUCUUCAACUCUUUUUUUUAUUUAAAUUAAAUUUAGUUUUGCUUGUAUAAGUCUGUGUGUGUGGAUGUGUGUGCAUAUGUUCACAUAUAUGUGUAUAUACACAUAGGCCAGAGGUCAAUGUUGAGUGUGUUUUUCCAACACUCUCUCUCUCUCUAUCUCUCUCAGUUUGUUUUGUG